ACUAGACCUACCAUUUAAGACACAAUUAAAGUCACUGAAGAAUCAUUUAAUGCAAAACAAAAUGUUUCGUUUUGUAGUGCUGACUAUUCUUGGGCUCUUUACAUGUACUUAGUCUCAUCAGGAGACUAUGGAUGAUAAGUUAAAGUCUUUCUUCGACGUUGUAGGACGAUUGCUAGAUCAUGAUAAAAAGAUUGCUUCUCUCAUGGAACAGCUUCAAGAUGCAAAAGCGAUUAUUGAAACAAUGAAUAGAUCUCAGUCUGAUUUGUCUGCAAAAGGGUCACAAACCUCAGUCCUGAGCUACGCUGCCAAUACUUACACUCGCUGGGGUCGUUCUACAUGCCCAGGUAACGCCACUCUUGUUUACGAAGGUUUUGCUGCUGGGUCAGAUCAUUCACAUAAAGGGGCUGCUGUAAAUCACCUUUGCCUUCCUAGGGAUCCAAACUGGAAUAACAACACUAAAACACCCAGUGCGUUGGCCUUAAUCUAUGGAGGAGAAUACGAGACAUUUAAUGGCAUCUUUCACACUUUGCAUGACCAUGAUGUUCCAUGUGCGGUUUGCCGCGUCCCAAGAACCAAUAUCAUCAUGGUGCCUGGAAAAAAUGCCUGUUACCAAAAUUACGUUUUGGAGUAUAAGGGUUAUCUAAUGGCAGGUCACUAUGGUCAUCCAGCUUCUACAGAGUAUGUUUGUGUUGAUGGCGAACCUGAAAAAGCGAGAAAUUCCAUUGUUUCUAAUCACAAUGGAGUGCUCUUCUAUUUUGUUCGAGCAAAAUGUGGCUCUUUGAAGUGUCCUCCAUAUAAAGAAGACGAUGACCUUACAUGCGUCGUGUGUUCAUUUUCUCCAUAGAAUUAACAUCGUGUAUUUGCAUUUCAGUUACAAAUCAUAGUUAAGAAAUGUGUUGACAAUUGGAUUCCACAUAGUGCCGUUAAAGGUAGUCAUAAGUUUCAAAUGGUUUAUAGUAUCAACCUUUAAAUGACGGAUUUCCGUUUCAUCUAUAUGUAUUCGCUAGUAUAGUUUGUUGUUACAUUCAAUUUAAUCUACACGCACUUCUAUUGGAAUCAUGAAAUAAAAGAUAGUGGGAAAUGAUAACAACCUUGGUAAGAUUUAGUCUAUUCAUUAGAGGUAGAUAAAGUAUUCUUAACGGCGCCCCCCCCCCCCCCCCCCACACACACACACACCCUCUACCUCCAUCACGCAUUCGCUCUCUCCUAAAUCGAUUACAUGUCCACGAAGUACUGCAGCGAAACACACAGAGUACAAACAUUACGAAAUAGAUCCAUAGACCCUGAUCAUAACCCAUUACAUCUGUAACGAAUCAUCCUGUUUACUGAACCAUGCAGACAACAAGACGAAUUCUGUGCAAAAAAAUAAAUUGAUUUCAGACGUUUACAUUUAAAGUGAAAGUGAUUAUAAUUUGCAUGAAAAAAAAUAAGUACAACCAAUGGUUUAUUUUGCUUACAUAAUAUUGAAUUCGUAAGAUGCAUAGGCCCUUUUGAUCUUUAUGACUCCGUAUUUAACCACAUGACGUCAUGUAUAUUAAUGUACAUUUGUUGAUGUAAAUAGUAUUUUUAUGACAAUAAAAUCAAAUGAUUUACUUACGUUUGUUUUAUACAUCUGAUAAUUACAUUGAAAAAUAAAAAGAAUGCACUUAGACAAUUCCGAACAAGUUUCUAAUAUGUCUAUCUUUAUUGAGCGAAGCUCUAGAAACUUAAAAUACAAAGUUAACAUUUUGAAACUAUAGCUUGACUAUUGUACAUUAAUAUUUCUGUGAAAUGUUUUAUAUAAAUAAAAGAUCAUUUCUUGGCA
This is a messenger RNA of Mercenaria mercenaria, 1804 nucleotides long. RefSeq lists its product as uncharacterized. NCBI's taxonomy places the organism in Eukaryota, Metazoa, Mollusca, Bivalvia, Venerida, Veneridae. The transcript has 2 exons. The record is from RefSeq and is a predicted model, not a curated record. The coding region runs from base 128 to 844 and encodes 238 amino acids.